GACGUAAUCAUCACAAGGCGGCGGCAGUGAUUGGGCACUGCGGGCUGUUACGUGCUGAAGCCUGGAAGCAUCACAGAGAGACAGAAAGAGAUUAUUUUAGUUCCGACUGCCUGUAGGACGGGUGCAAAGAUGGGUCUCGCUACAAAAUAUUCUUAUCAGCAAAUAAACCAUGACAAUUCAGCAAGUCGCCCAGAAACUGACCCCAGAAAUGUUUUACGAAGGUACCUGCUGCUGAAAUACAUCCAGUACCUGAUUCUGCCUUCCUCGAACUUCUUGGCCUCUGUGUUUGGAAUGCUGGGAAGCGUUUACACAGCAGUGGUCCUCCAGUCCCCUUCCAUCUCUCGCAAGUCCUCCACGGUAUUCAUCUCCCACCUGGUUCAAGCAGAUGUGCUGGUCCUUCUCCGAAUCGCAGAGCUCCUCCAGGGCUACACGGAUGUCAAACUGCUGGCUGGUGGGCCUAGCUUUCUGGAGGGCCUCUGUCACAACCUCCUGAAUGCCAAUGAGCAUGCAAGCUUGCUGCUACUCAGCUGCCUCAGUCUGGAGGUCCUGCUCAUCACUGUCUUGCCAGUUGAGUCACGGGGCCUCAGGACAGUUCGUUGGGCCCGGCUGGCCUGCACCUUGAUCUGGGUAGCCGUGCUAGGGGAGUUAGCCGUUUUGCAGGCUGCAGAGAGCCUCCAGCGAGCAGGCCUCAGUUUCCAUGGAGACCACAGCCUGGACUUCCCGCUGCUCCAGGGCUGUGUAUGGGCAGCCCCUCUCCUCCGGAUGGUCUCCCAAGUCCUAGGGGUCCUGCUGUGGCUUGGCAAUGCCUAUGUUUAUUACCAAGUUUUCUACAGAGCACCUCUUAGGAGGAAAAGCUGUUGAUGAUUCAACUAGCCCCGUUAAAUGACUACACUAAAGCAUUUUUAAAGAGAUUUAAUUGAAUUGUUAUUUAUUAUUAUUAUAAUUUUAUUUUUAAAUCUAUUUUAUUUAUUUAUUUAUUCAAUUUCUGAUUUACUUGAGUGCUUGAUGAGUCAAUGGUUCAGCUGGAGUUUGACUACAGAUAUUUAUUUUAGUACAGAAAAAAAAAAGACUUUUACCUCUUGAAAAAAAAUAUAGGCUAUAAUACACUGAUUGGUCAUAAAUGUAAGCAUAUGUAAGACUGCAAGUACAAUUAGAAAAUCUCCUAGUCUACAAUGUCUGUUGUUACAUGAUGUGUCACGUGACUCAGAAGCCAUGUGUGAAAGCAGAAGGUUCUCAGUGAUUCCACAAAGGGAAUGAUGUUGAGUGUAGGUCCAACUGACUUGUCCCCUAACGCAGUGGCUGCAUUCACCAGCCAGGCCCAAAUCAGAGAAACCUUCAACACUGGAAAAGACACGUCUGAACAAUGCAAGGGGAGCUCUGUGGUUCUGACCACUGCUGAAGCCAUUGUCAUUGUAUAUUAUAU
Molecule: messenger RNA, 1423 nt
Organism: Polyodon spathula (Mississippi paddlefish)
Lineage: Eukaryota; Metazoa; Chordata; Actinopteri; Acipenseriformes; Polyodontidae
Product: proteinase-activated receptor 1-like
Exons: 2
Coding region: 130-861 (243 amino acids)
Biological process (GO): positive regulation of Rho protein signal transduction; phospholipase C-activating G protein-coupled receptor signaling pathway
Molecular function (GO): G protein-coupled receptor activity
Source: RefSeq, a predicted model, not a curated record